This is a messenger RNA of Lindgomyces ingoldianus, 609 nucleotides long. RefSeq lists its product as uncharacterized. Lineage: Eukaryota; Fungi; Ascomycota; Dothideomycetes; Pleosporales; Lindgomycetaceae. The record is from RefSeq and is a predicted model, not a curated record. The transcript has 2 exons. Bases 1 to 609 code for a protein of 202 amino acids.
AUGGCAGACAAAUCCACAAUUGGCUCCUGGACCGAAACUGUGACUUCCCUCCCCCCAAACAGACGCUACAUCUGCACGCACGAGAGCAGUGGAAAAUCUAUCGUGCACUCCUCCCCACCCCAACUCUAUCAUGGGCGGGCCGGUGUAGGCGGCAUGGCACGUUCCUUUUCUACCUCAACAGUGCCCGCUAUUCUGAAAGCCGACGCGGACGUUAAUGCGUACCUCUCCACGUCCGGUGCGUCGUCCCAUAAAGGGACAGAUAUUGUGAGCCCAACUGGGCAGGGUGCAAAUCUACUUGUUGUGGACAUUGCGCCGGGUGGACAGAGUCAAAUGCAUAGGACCGUUAGUAUAGAUUUUAGUAUCUGCGUAUUAGGAGUCGUGAAGAUGGAGCUAGAUGGUGGGGAGAUGUUGACUUUGAACCCUGGCGACCACGUCAUUCAACGGGGCACACUCCAUAAGUGGCACAACGGCUCGCAAACCGAGCCAGCCCGUUUUAUAGCGGUAACACUUCCAUGCGAGCCUUUUGAGAUUCCAGGGACAGGGAGGAUGCUUAAGGAGGAGCAUUUAGAAGGGAGUGGGGCUCAAAAACAUGAUGGAAGUAGGCUAUAA